Molecule: messenger RNA, 1289 nt
Organism: Salvelinus sp. IW2-2015
Lineage: Eukaryota; Metazoa; Chordata; Actinopteri; Salmoniformes; Salmonidae
Source: RefSeq, a predicted model, not a curated record
UAACGCACACAAGCUAACAGCUGACGCACGCUACAAGUGGAUCACAAAACUGACAACUCACCUUGCCAGACCAGUUUUAAAGAUAACUCUUCAAGGUGGUCGACAAGAUGCCCAAGUAUUGUUCUGCACCGAACUGCAAGAAUGAUUCUGGAAAUAACAAUUCUGAUAGGAAAAGCUUCUACAAGUUUCCACUGCAGGAUCCAGCUCGGUUAGAGCAGUGGUUGAAAAACAUGGGUCGUGAGGACUGGUGCCCUWCCAGACACCAGUACAUCUGUCAUGAACAUUUUGCAUCUUCCARCUUCAAGCUGCGUUGGGGGAUUCGCUACCUGGAGAAUAACGCUGUGCCUACUGUCUUCCAGCUCACUGAGAAACGUAAAGGUGAGGAACACGGUGAGAGUCAGAAAUCCAAAAGGCUGCGACAYGGCAGGAAACAACGGACCACCUCUUUUGACGUUGGGAUGCCAGCUAGCGACUCCACAGACAGUGACAACACAGUGACACUCUACGAGGUCACUGUUAACCCCUCAGCGACUGAGGAGGCAGAGCUGCUGGAGGAGCGGGACGUGACUGGCCACACAGUGGGCCUUCUACACACAGCACCUCUGUCACUAUUAGAGGGGAGGAGCCAUGACGGGGCUGCAGGAGACUUCCCUGUUACUGUGUUCCAGACAGUAGAGGAUCUGGGUGGGUUGGAAGAGGUGGUGAGUGGGGUCACAGCAGCCAUCUUGACUGAGGGUCAUGACCUCGGAACGACGGAAGAUGUCGGUAAUUUUGUGUUGUCCCCGACAUCUCUGGUCAUGGAGAACGUCUCUCCCGAGACGGAGGAGGAGCUGUCUGUCUCCCAGGACGACCACGGCGGUGGGGCUCAGAUCAUCGCCUACUUUGAGACGAUCCCCAACAUUCUGUCCAGCGGGGCUGCUCAGUUCAGCAUCCCCUCAGACACUGUGCUGUCCUCCGCUCUCAGCCCCACACCCAUCGUCUCCACACUGCCAAUAGUGUCCAAGCACAUGCCCCCCUCUCCUGCAUCACUUAUCCUCACGCUGGAGAGACUGGCGACGGAGGAAGGACAGACUCCAGAGGACCAUAUGGAACAUCGGGGAAGCCAACUGGAGGAACACCGCUACAAUAAGAAACAGCCUGAGUAAGGAGCAGCUGGAAGCCAUUGUGACAAGAGCUUCAGAAGAAGGUGAAGGUAUUGCAGCAGAGACACAGGAGACACCUGGAUAAACUGGUGGGUCUGGAAAAACACCGUCAACCAGCUGAGAAGAACAACUUGCCUGAAUGAAGAG